This is a messenger RNA of Colias croceus (clouded yellow), 1875 nucleotides long. Its product is annotated as calmodulin. The transcript has 4 exons. NCBI's taxonomy places the organism in Eukaryota, Metazoa, Arthropoda, Insecta, Lepidoptera, Pieridae. Gene Ontology annotation, molecular function: enzyme regulator activity; calcium ion binding. The record is from RefSeq and is a predicted model, not a curated record. Bases 281 to 730 code for a protein of 149 amino acids.
CUCUUACCGUGCGUCCCGAGACAUGGACUUGCAUGUACAAAACGCAACGAUACGAAAAGUUGUCGUGAACGAAUAAGAAUCGGUACCGGUCAUGACAGUGCGGCGAUUCGAUUGAACGAUUACGAACGAUUCGCGCGGCGCACGGUCGCGAGUUUCCCGGCGCGGCCGCUCGCGCGACUGAGGGCGGCAGUAUUCGUUCAACCGUCGGUCUGUGUGGUCGCUUUGCGGCGUAGUCUGUGAUUUUUUUAGUGUAGCUCCUGAUAAUCCAAGUUAAUCGACUAUGGCGGAUCAACUAACAGAGGAACAAAUCGCAGAAUUCAAGGAGGCGUUCUCACUGUUCGACAAGGAUGGCGACGGCACCAUCACAACCAAAGAGCUGGGCACCGUGAUGAGGUCGUUAGGACAGAACCCCACGGAAGCGGAACUACAGGACAUGAUCAAUGAGGUCGACGCGGACGGCAACGGCACGAUAGACUUCCCCGAGUUCCUUACCAUGAUGGCCAGGAAGAUGAAGGACACGGACAGCGAGGAGGAGAUCCGCGAGGCGUUCCGCGUGUUCGACAAGGACGGCAACGGGUUCAUAUCGGCCGCCGAACUGCGCCACGUGAUGACGAACCUCGGGGAGAAGCUCACGGACGAGGAGGUUGAUGAGAUGAUCCGUGAAGCGGACAUUGAUGGCGACGGACAGGUCAAUUAUGAAGAAUUCGUCACCAUGAUGACGUCGAAGUGAGCCGCCGGCUAGUGUGUGUGUAAAAGAAUUUAAAUAUACAUUUUGUUUCAUGACACACAAUAUUACCAUCGUAUUGGACCUGCAUUUCUCUAGUGUUUGCGAUAAAUUAAAUAUUGUCAUCGUUUCAGUUUAAUGGUAUAAUUGUAUAGCGGCGAGGGCCCCGCCACUCGUCCUUAGACUUAAAGUAUUCCGUUAAUGUAACUAUUGUAAGGGUCGCUCGAGCGGCGUGUGUGUGUGCGUGCUCUGUGUUGCGUCGCGCCUAGUGUAUGCGGUGCUAGCGUCCGCACCUUUCCGAUACAUUUUAAUGUAAUUUUUUUUCAAGUAUGAGAUAUUUAUAAAGUACGUGAGAUAAAAAAUUUGAAAAAAUCCCAAAAAAAUGUACCGUGCGGGCGCGGGGCGGCGGAUUCUCGGAAUUGUCAACCAAUACCUGCUCGCCUUCGGCUAUAACGUUUUCCAUUUUUCUAUUUAUUCAUUGUGUUGAGUCGAACCGUUUCUUAAAUCGUGUAACUUGUUAUAAAUUAUUAUUAGCGGUUAAAGAUGUAAUGUAUCUAAUACAUGUGUCACUACAUUUCCCGUGAUGUAAUCUACUGUAACACUAGUUUCACUAUUCAUUUCACACAGUAAACUUAAUGUAACGUAAACAUUGUACUUUACUCUUGCAUUAUUUAAUACUAUUAUUCUUAGAAUAUGACAUAAUUGUGAUUAUUUAAUUUAAUUAUCUAUGUGUAACUUAUCUGAUGUAAUUUUUAAAUUAGCGAUGAAUAAAUAGUGGAACUAGAAUUAGUGUUUUAAUCCCAUGUACUUUAAUGAAAUUAUAAUAUAAUCUAUUGUUUUAUUAUGUUGGUUUGAUUUAUUUGGAGUUUGGUUUUGUUGCGAUGUGUGACUCGUGCCGAGCGGGGCCGCCCCCGCGCUUCGUCUCAACGUUUCAAUCUAACUCUGUACGAAUAAAUUAGAUUUAUCGAUACUACAUUUAAUUGUAUCUGUAAAUGACUUGAUAAAUAUUAUAUUUCUAUUGUUGGUGAAGUAAUUCUAUCGACUGUGAACAACUCAGCUGUUAUUGAAUUACCACAUUUGAUUCAUUCUGUUAUUAAAUUUUACAAAAGACAUACUGAAAAUAAAUGUUUCUUCAUUUUUAGGUCAAUAAG